AUGGUGACCGUUGAUGGUGGGGAAGGCAAGAGGAGCUUUGAAGUACUAUAAAUACGCAUGCCCACUUACAGCUCUUCAGAGGUACCAGCUGCUUUAAGUGAAGUCAGUGAAGUUAUUAAGGCGACCUUGUUGGGUUUCUUUAGGGGUAUAUCUGCUGUUUGCAGAAGAAAAUUUUGAGUUUGAUUUGUUUUCUGGUUGAAAGGAGAGAAAAAAUGGAGUUUUUGAGACUGAUCAUGUUGACAAUAAUCGUCGUCGGUGUUGAAGUAGCUGCUAAUUCUGAAGGUGACGCUUUGUACGCUUUGCGGAGAAAUUUGAACGAUCCACUGAAUGUCUUGCAAAGCUGGGAUCCAACCCUGGUAAAUCCAUGCACAUGGUUUCACGUUACUUGCGAUCGACAGAACCGCGUGACACGGCUGGACCUGGGAAAUGCUAGGCUGUCUGGAACUUUGGUUGGUGAUCUUGGCAAGCUUACCAGUCUUCAAUACCUAGAGCUUUACAAGAACGAUAUCAGGGGCGAAAUUCCCAAGGAGCUUGGCAACUUGAAAAGUCUUAUAAGCCUGGAUUUGUACCAGAACAAUCUCACAGGAAGGAUUCCUGCAUCUCUAGGAGACCUCAAGUCACUGAGAUUUCUGCGUCUUAAUGGAAACAAACUGACGGGUCGGAUUCCACGAAGACUUACUAACUUGAGCAGCCUUAAAAUAUUGGACGUUUCUGACAAUGAUCUAUGCGGCACUAUUCCUGUUUCUGGAGCUUUCUCUAAAUUCUCUCAGAAAAGUUUUGAGAACAACCAAAGGCUCAAGGGGCCAGAGUUAAUAGGAUCAGUUGUCUACAAUUUGGGUUGCAGCUACCCCUAACAACAACCUACUCGGAAUGAUUUAUAACAUAAUUCUAAACUAUUUUAAGUUUAGUCUCCAGCUUUACAAAAUCUGGAAUGGUUUAUAACAUAAUCUAUAUACUUUUGUAAGUUUAGCCUGCAGCUUUAAAAGAUCUCCUUGUCCGAAAAGGAGACAGCUGAAGUGAGAUGAGAGCAACCCAAGUUGUAUUGUAAAUAUUUUUGUCGCAAUGAAACGUAAUUUGCACUUCUCCAUAGA
Messenger RNA from Cryptomeria japonica (Japanese cedar), 1091 nucleotides. RefSeq names its product leucine-rich repeat protein 2. The record is from RefSeq and is a predicted model, not a curated record. Bases 213 to 854 code for a protein of 213 amino acids. NCBI's taxonomy places the organism in Eukaryota, Viridiplantae, Streptophyta, Pinopsida, Cupressales, Cupressaceae. The transcript has 7 exons. Gene Ontology annotation, molecular function: protein binding.